Messenger RNA from Gordionus sp. m RMFG-2023, 944 nucleotides. Its product is annotated as alkylated DNA repair protein alkB homolog 8-like. Bases 123 to 944 code for a protein of 273 amino acids. The record is from RefSeq and is a predicted model, not a curated record. Gene Ontology annotation, molecular function: S-adenosylmethionine-dependent methyltransferase activity; tRNA binding; tRNA (5-carboxymethyluridine(34)-5-O)-methyltransferase activity. Gene Ontology annotation, biological process: tRNA wobble uridine modification; tRNA methylation. Lineage: Eukaryota; Metazoa; Nematomorpha; Gordioida; Chordodea; Parachordodidae. Gene Ontology annotation, cellular component: cytoplasm; nucleus. The transcript is spliced from 4 exons.
UUCAACCUUAUUAGAGGGUUUAAAUUCUAAUAAAUCCAUGCGUACCUAACAGUUUUUCAGAUUUGGUCGAGUGUUUAAAUUGAUAUUAGAUAUUCACACAUUUCUCCUUUGAACUAGUUUAAAUGGUAGAAAACGAAAAACAUUUAAUUGAUCAGGCACUUAAUUUUGAAAAAAAACAUGUUCACAAAGUAUAUCAUAAAAUUGCCCACCAUUUUGAUCACACAAGAUACAAGGCUUGGCCGAAGAUUGUAACCUUUUUAAAAAAUUUAUCCCCAUAUUCCUUAAUAUUAGAUAUUGGUAGUGGAAAUGGGAAAUAUUUGCAUAAAAAUGAAGACAUAUUUAUGGUUUGUUUAGACAGAUGUUCUGAAUUGAAUAUAAUUGCUAGAAAUAAAGGUGGUGAAGUUAUAGAUGGUGAUAUACUUUCACUCCCUUUUAAAUAUGAACUAUUUGAUCAUUGCAUAUGUAUUGCAGUACUCCAUCAUUUAUCAACCAAAGCACGCAGAAUAUCAGCUUUACAAGAUAUAAUCAAAGUACUAAAAAUUGAUGGAACUCUCUUGAUUUAUGUAUGGGCAUUUGAGCAAGAAAAUUUUAAUAAAGAUCGAAUCCAGGAUUUACAAAAGAAUGAUAUAAUAAAUAUUCAUGAGAUAUCAGUUGACAAUAGUACAAUUGAUGAACCACCAUCAAACUUAAAUAUCCAUAAAAAUAGAACUCAAUUUUUAGACAAAGAUUUAUUAGUACCCUGGAAUUUAAAUAAUAAAUGUUUGCCAAAUGAGGGACAGAAAAUAGAUGAAAAUAUUUAUUAUAGAUUUUAUCAUGUUUUUACCCAAAAUGAGAUGCAAUCCUUAUUGUCAAAUAUUAAUAACAUUCAGAUAAUCGAAUCAUAUUAUGAUAAAGGAAAUUGGGCCUUUAUUAUUAAAAAAAUAAAAUUAAAUAACAAAUUGUGA